Pestalotiopsis fici W106-1 is the source of this 618-nucleotide messenger RNA. RefSeq lists its product as uncharacterized. Bases 1 to 618 code for a protein of 205 amino acids. The record is from RefSeq and is a predicted model, not a curated record. NCBI's taxonomy places the organism in Eukaryota, Fungi, Ascomycota, Sordariomycetes, Amphisphaeriales, Sporocadaceae. The transcript has 3 exons.
AUGCACGGCUCCAAGCUCCUCAUUCCGGCACUGGCGGCGCUCGCAACCGCCUCUCCCGCGCACCGAGCGAUGCCGCGCGCCACUAACUCGACUGGCGUCAAUCCGGCCAUUUACGAUGGAUCGUGCUUCUACCCAACGCCCGACCCCAACUUUCCUGAUGACCUCUCCGAGUACCUGGGCCGUUGGUAUCAGGUAGCCGGCACCUUUGCCCUCUUCACUGCAGGCUGCCAGUGUACCACGGCUGAUUAUGCCCUGAACGACGACGGCACCGUGAGUGUCCACAAUGCCUGCAGCAUCCUGGGUUUCAUUCCCAAUGAAAUCGACGGAGCCGCGAGCAUCGUGGACAGCAAAUACGGAAGCAAGGGCGUCUUCCAAGUUAGCUUUCCAUCCGUUCCUGGCGGUGGUGUCGUCUGCCCUGGUCCCAACUACAUUGUGCAAAAGUACGAUCCCAACUACGCCAUUGUUCAGGCCCCUUCUUGGGAUGAUCUCUUUAUCCUGAGCAGAGUGCAGAACCCAUCCGAGGAAGAUCUCGACGCAUGGAUUGCCGAGGCCGCUGUUUUGGGAACAAAUGCUUCCUCAAUCGAGAAGAUCAUUCAAAGCAACUGCACCUCGUCCUAA